AAGAAUAUGCUUUAAAUGAUGUUGCAUAUGAAAACAAUGAUGAAGAAAAUGAUGACGAGUAUGAGAUUGAAGACAAUGAAGAAGAAGAAAAUACAGAAGAUGACAUAGAGGAAGAAGAAGAUGAUGAUGAUGAAAAUGAAGAAGAAGAAAAUGAAGAUAUUGAAGAUAUGAAUGAAUUUGAUAAUGAUGACUAUGAAGAAUAUCAACUUGGUGAUAAUGAAGAAGAUAUGUUCCUUGAUGAUGACCUUGAUGCUGAACUUGAUGAAGAUCUUGAGGCUCUUGAAGGAGAAGAAAGUGAUGAUGAUGAGGAAGAAGAAAAUGAAGAAGAGAUUGAAGAUGUUGAUGAAACUGAAGAUAUAGAAUAUUCUUUGACUGAUGAUUAUUUAACAUAUUAUGCAAGCCGUUAUUAUGUUGACCCAUUCGCCCAAUUCUUUGAUGGGUUCUCAGGUACUCUCCCAGGUAUGCCAUAUGCAUUCUAA
This is a messenger RNA of Entamoeba nuttalli P19, 479 nucleotides long. RefSeq lists its product as hypothetical. The transcript has a single exon. Lineage: Eukaryota; Evosea; Mastigamoebida; Endamoebidae. The record is from RefSeq and is a predicted model, not a curated record. The annotation marks the transcript as partial.